This is a messenger RNA of Malassezia vespertilionis, 333 nucleotides long. RefSeq lists its product as uncharacterized. Gene Ontology annotation, biological process: translation. The coding region runs from base 1 to 333 and encodes 110 amino acids. Gene Ontology annotation, cellular component: large ribosomal subunit; ribosome. The record is from RefSeq and is a predicted model, not a curated record. The transcript has a single exon. Gene Ontology annotation, molecular function: structural constituent of ribosome. NCBI's taxonomy places the organism in Eukaryota, Fungi, Basidiomycota, Malasseziomycetes, Malasseziales, Malasseziaceae.
AUGCCGUUUUUCGGCGCACUGACGCGGGGUGCGCUGUUCCGCGCGCCGCUACGCACAUUUAGCAGCUCGGCGGCGCUCGGUGUGGCGCCGCGGCCUGCCAAGGUAAACACGAAACUGAAAACGCACUCUGGCGCCAAGAAACGCUUCUUUCCCAUGACCGGAACGGGCAAAGGCGCGGCGCCGCUUACCAAAUUCAAGCAUGGGCACGCGAAUAAACAGCACCUGAACUCGGCCAUGUCCCGCGUGCGGCUAAACAGACUGGAGAAGAGUGCGGUGGUGAGUGGAGGGCGCACUGCACGCAUGCUGCGCCGUCUCCUGGCACCCAGAAUGUAG